Dunckerocampus dactyliophorus (ringed pipefish) is the source of this 15955-nucleotide messenger RNA. It is a transcript of the gene lrp1ab, whose product is annotated as low density lipoprotein receptor-related protein 1Ab. The transcript is spliced from 89 exons. The record is from RefSeq and is a predicted model, not a curated record. NCBI's taxonomy places the organism in Eukaryota, Metazoa, Chordata, Actinopteri, Syngnathiformes, Syngnathidae. The coding region runs from base 478 to 14262 and encodes 4594 amino acids. Gene Ontology annotation, molecular function: calcium ion binding; protein binding.
UCGUUACGUCACGGGCUCGUCCACGGUGCUCGGAGCUGGACAUUUACCAUCCACUCAUGCGGCUGCACGUUUGAGGAGACACGUUUGAGGAAAAUUUAGGAUUUUUUUGCCACUCAUUCUAUUUUAGUUUGGCACGUUGGGGGAGCCGGCGUGUGUGUUUGUGUGUGUGCAAGCUCGUGGUGGUGGCAUGGUGUUCUGAGAGCCAUACUGUGCAUCAUGUUUGAAUGCUGAGCACCCUUUAGAAUAUUUACAUGACGGUGCUGCUUCUGCAGCGCCUAGUCUAGCCUCACUGGGCUUUCCAUUUAUCCCCCUCCCAGAAAAGGCGUGCGGGACUGAGGGUGCAGUCGAACGCACCCGGAAUCAUUGGAGCUGGGGUUCGGAUGAGGCGCUCGAUCGGACUACUUUGGCGUUAGAGAUCCAGCCAAGUUUCCCUCUGCUCCUUUUCUAAUAGCAGUGCCGUCCGGCAUUGCUCAGGAGAUGGCGAUGAGCUUGCUCUAUGUAGGAUUUCUACUCAGCCUGGGGGUCAUCUCUCCGAACGCUGCAGCAGCCGUAGCUCCCAAAACAGACGACCACCCCAAGACUUGCAGUCCUAAGCAGUUUGUGUGCAUGGACCAGGAGACAUGUAUCUCCAAAGGCUGGCGCUGUGACGGGGAGAAGGACUGUCCAGAUGGAUCAGAUGAGUCACCAGACAUCUGCUUGCACAACAAGGUGAACCAGUGUCCCGUCAAUGAACAUGGCUGCUUGGAUGCCGACGUUUGCCUUCCUAUGAGCAAACUUUGUGAUGGAGUACCAGACUGCUCCGAUGGCUGGGACGAGGGCCCUCACUGUAGAGAGAGCGCUCUGGCCUGUGCCUCCCAUGGGUGCCAAAUUCAUUGUGCCGUGACUCACGAUGGACCCAAGUGCUACUGUGGCAAUGGCUAUGAGGUGGCUGCAGAUGGAAAGACAUGUAAAGAUUUCAAUGAGUGCAGUGUGUAUGGGACAUGUAGUCAGACGUGUAAGAACACUGAGGGAUCCUAUACCUGCAGCUGUGUGGAGGGCUACCUGCUGCAGCCAGACAACCGCUCCUGCAAAGCCAAAAAUGAGCCAGUAGAUCGUCUUCCCAUGUUGCUGAUUGCAAACCUCCACGACAUCCGCUGUACCUCUUUGAGCGGCUCCACAUCCAGGCUGCCUUCCAUUGCCACCAAGCAGACCAUGGCAAUGGACUUCAUCUAUGCCAAGGAGACCGUCUGCUGGAUCGAUGUGGGUGAAACACCCGCAGCCACGCAGCUGAAAUGUGCCAGCAUUCCUGAUCUCAAGACAGUCACAGACAUCCGCACCAUCAACAUUUCCAUCACCUUGCACCAUGUGGAACAGAUGGCUAUCGACUGGCUGACCGGAAACUUCUACUUUGUGGAUGAUGUGGACGACUGGGUGUUUGUCUGCAACAAGAACGGCCAGACGUGUGUUAGCUUGCUGGACCAAGAACUGUACAACCCUAAAGGCAUCGCCUUGGACCCGGCUAUGGGAAAAGUCUUCUUCACUGACUAUGGGUCCACUCCAAGAGUGGAGCGCUGUGACAUGGACGGUCAGAACCGCACAAAGCUGGUUGACACCAAGAUUGUCUUCCCACAUGGUAUCACACUGGACCUAGUCAACCGGCUGGUAUACUGGGCUGACGCCUACCUGGACUACAUUGAAGUGGUGGACUAUGAGGGCAAGAACAGACACACCAUCAUUCAGGGCCUGCUGAUUGAACACCUGUAUGGGCUGACUGUGUUUGAGAACUACCUGUACGCCACCAACUCAGAUGAAGGCAACCUCAAUCCCAAGACUAGUGUGAUCCGAGUGAACCGCUUCAACAGUUCUGACUUCCAGGUGGUGACGCGGGUCGACCGAGGCGCCGCGCUGCACGUGUACCACCAGAGACGGCAACCACAAGUGCGUAGCCAUGCGUGUGCUAUGGAUCAGUUUGGUAAGGCUGGAGGUUGUUCUGACAUCUGCCUACUGGGCAACAGCCACAAGACGCGCACGUGCCGUUGCCGAUUUGGGUUCAGCCUUGGCAGUGAUGGCAAGUCUUGUAAAAAACCAGACCACGAGCUGUUCUUGGUGUAUGGAAAGGGUCGCCCCGGAAUCAUUAGGGGAAUGGAUAUGAAUCCAAAAGUACCGGAUGAAUACAUGAUCCCCAUUGAGAACCUCAUGAACCCUCGAGCUCUGGAUUUUCACGCCGCCAGUGAAUUCAUCUACUUUGCUGAUGCUACCAGCUACAUUAUUGGGCGACAGAAGAUAGAUGGGACAGAGAGAGACACCAUACUAAAAGAUGGUAUCCACACAGUGGAGGGGCUGGCGGUGGACUGGAUGGGAGGCAAUCUGUACUGGACAGAUGAUGGGCCUAAGAAGACUAUCAGUGUUGCCAGACUGGAGAAGGCUUCUCAGACUCGGAAGACUCUCAUUGAGGGCAAAAUGAGCCACCCGCGUGCCAUUGUAGUGGACCCCCAGAAUGGAUGGAUGUAUUGGACCGACUGGGAGGAGGAUCCGACUGAGAGUAACAGAGGAAAGAUCAAGAAAGCCUGGAUGGAUGGCUCCCAUCACCAAGUGUUACUGACUAGCAAGACAGUCCUGUGGCCCAAUGGUUUGAGUCUUGACAUUCCUCAGGGUAUACUAUACUGGGUUGACGCCUAUUACGACCGCAUUGAGAUGGUUUACCUUAACACAACUGAACGAAAGGUCGUGUAUGAGGGCCAGGAGCUGAUCCACGCCUUUGGUUUGUGUCACUACAAACAAUUCCUCUUCUGGAAUGAGUACCGCGGAGGUAGCAUCUACAAGCUGGACACUAUCACUAAGACAGUCACGCUGCUCCGCAAUGAGAGGCCGCCCAUCUUUGAGAUCAGAGUGUAUGACGCUCACCAGCAGCAAGGAACCAAUGUAUGCAGAGUUAUGAAUGGGGGAUGCAGCAGUCUAUGCCUUGCCAUCCCUAAUGGCAGAACAUGCGCUUGUGCUGAUGAUCAAAUCCUGGAUGCCGAUAAUGUCACCUGCAAAGCCAACCCCUCCUACAUACCACCGCCAAAGUGCCAGGCCGGGGAGUUUGCCUGCAAGAACAACCGCUGCAUCCAAGAGCGAUGGAAGUGUGACGGGGACAACGAUUGUCUGGAUAACAGCGAUGAGGCCCCUGAGCUUUGCCACCAGCACACCUGUCCGGCGGACCGAUUCAAAUGUCAGAACAACCGCUGCAUCCCUCUGCGAUGGCUAUGUGAUGGUGACAAUGACUGCGGCAAUGAUGAGGAUGAAUCAAACACCACCUGUUCUGCUCGCACAUGCCCACCAAAUCAGUACCCUUGUGCCAGUGGCCGUUGCAUCCCCAUCUCCUGGACAUGUGACCUGGAUGACGACUGUGGAGACCGCUCAGACGAACCAGACUCAUGUGCCUAUCCCACAUGUUUCCCUCUCACCCAGUUCACCUGCGCUAAUGGCCGCUGCAUCAACAUCAACUGGCGGUGUGACAACGACAACGACUGCGGGGAUAACAGUGAUGAGGCCGGCUGCAGUCAUUCCUGCUCCAGCGUGCAGUUUAAAUGCAACAGUGGUCGCUGCAUCCCAGAAUACUGGACUUGUGAUGGCGACAAUGACUGCGGAGACUACAGUGACGAGACACAUGCCAACUGUACUAAUCAAGCUACUCGUCCCCCAGGUGGCUGCCAUGUGGACGAGUUCCAGUGCCGUAUGGACGGUUUGUGCAUCCCCAUGCGUUGGCGCUGUGAUGGUGACACCGACUGCAUGGACCUGAGUGAUGAGAACAACUGCGAAGGUGUCACUCACAUGUGCGACCCAGCCGUCAAGUUUAGUUGCAGGGACUCAGCUCGCUGCAUCAGCAAGGCCUGGGUGUGUGACGGUGACAGUGACUGUGAGGACAACUCGGACGAGGACAACUGCGAUGCACUGGUGUGCAAAUUGUCUCACCACGUGUGCGCUACUAAUGACUCCAUUUGUCUUCCUGCUGAGAAGUUGUGUGACGGCACUGACGACUGUCCAGAUGGUUCUGAUGAGAAGCUCUGUGACUUGUGUUCACUGGACAACGGCGGUUGUAGUCACAACUGCAGUAUCAUUCCUGGAGAAGGCUUCAUGUGUUCAUGUCCCUUGGGCAUGGAGCUGGGAGCAGACAACAAAACCUGCCAGAUCCAGAGCUUCUGUGCCAAACACCUCAAAUGUAGCCAAAGGUGUGAGCAGGAGAAGUCUAGUGUCAAGUGCUCCUGCUACGAGGGCUGGGAGCUUGAGGUUGACAUGGAGAGCUGCAAAAGCACUGAUCCCUUCAAGCCUUUCAUCAUAUUUUCCAACCGUCAUGAGAUCAGAAGGAUUGACCUGCACAAGGGAGAGUUCAGUGUCCUAGUGCCAGGCCUAAGGAACACCAUCGCCUUGGACUUUCACCUCAGUCAGAGUACUUUGUACUGGACUGAUGUAGUCGAGGACAAGAUAUACCGUGGGAAACUGUCAGACAAUGGAGCUCUGACCAGUUUUGAGGUGGUGAUCCAAUAUGGGCUGGCGACUCCCGAGGGCCUGGCGGUGGACUGGAUAGCAGGAAACAUCUACUGGGUGGAGAGCAAUUUGGAUCAGAUUGAGGUGGCCAAACUGGAUGGCACCAUGAGAACAACCUUGCUGGCUGGAGAGGUGGAGCACCCCAGAGCCAUCGCCUUGGACCCCCGUGAUGGUAUUCUGUUUUGGACAGACUGGGAUGCGAGUCUGCCCAGGAUCGAGGCAGCGUCUAUGAGUGGUGAGGGCAGACGCACCAUCCACAGAGAGACGGGCAACGGUGGAUGGCCCAACGGACUUACUGUAGAUUAUAUCGAGAGACGCAUUGUCUGGAUUGAUGCCAGGUCUGACGCUAUCUACUCUGCCAUGUAUGAUGGCUCAGGACUGAUUGAGGUCUUGCGCGGUCACGAGUACUUGUCCCACCCCUUUGCUGUCACUAUGUACGGAGGCGAGGUUUACUGGACUGACUGGAGGACCAACACUCUGGCCAAAGCUAACAAAUGGACUGGGCACAACGUCACCGUAGUCCAGCGCACUAACACACAGCCUUUUGACUUGCAGGUGUAUCACCCAUCUAGACAACCACAGGCUCCAAACCCAUGUGCAGCCAUUGAUGGAAAAGGUCCUUGCUCUCAUCUUUGUCUCAUCAACUUCAACCAAACCUUCUCCUGUGCCUGCCCUCACCUCAUGAAGCUGCAAGCUGAUAAACGCACAUGCAAAGAGUCCCGCAAGUUCCUUCUUUAUGCUCGCCAAAUUGAGAUCCGGGGUGUGGACAUCGACAACCCUUACUACAACUACAUCAUCUCCUUCACUGUGCCGGACAUAGACAAUGUGACAGCAGUGGACUACGAUGCGGUGGAGCAUCGAAUCUAUUGGUCAGAUGUCCGAACGCAGACCAUCAAAAGAGCGUUCAUCAAUGGCACAGGCGUGGAAACUGUUGUCUCGGCAGACCUUCCUAACGCUCAUGGGCUGGCAGUGGACUGGGUGUCCAGGAACCUUUUUUGGACCAGCUAUGAUGCCAAUAAGAAGCAGAUCAAUGUGGCCAGACUGGAUGGCUCCUUUAAGAAUGCCGUCAUUCAAGGUUUAGACAAGCCUCAUUGUCUGGUGGUGCAUCCCCAGUUAGGGAAGUUGUACUGGACCGAUGGUGACAACAUAAGCAUGGCCAACAUGGACGGUACCAACCACACCACACUCUUCAUCAACCAGAAAGGACCAGUUGGCCUUUCCAUCGACUAUGACAAAGAGCAACUGUACUGGAUCAGCUCAGGAAACGGCACCAUUAAUCGCUGUCAGCUGGACGGAUCCAAACUAGAGCUCUUGGAAGGCGUUAAAGGCAAACUCACCAAGGCCACAGCAUUGGCUAUAAUGGGAGACAAGCUGUGGUGGGCAGACCAGGCAUCUGAUCACAUAGGAACAUGCGACAAGAAGGAUGGCGGUAACUGGAAGGUUUUGAGGAACAACACUUCUUCUAUGAUGCACAUGAGGAUCUAUGACGAGGACGUACAGAAAGCGAGUGUCAAUCUAUGUAGUAACAACAAUGGAGACUGUUCCCAGUUGUGUUUGCCCACCUCGCCAACCACAAGGGCCUGCAUGUGCACUGCUGGUUACAGCCUCAAGACAGGACAGCAGUCCUGUGAAGGUAUGGGCUCUUUCCUGCUUUACUCUGUCCAUGAGGGAAUUAGAGGAAUUCCGCUCGACCCAGCCGACAAAUCUGAUGCCUUGGUGCCAGUGUCUGGCACCUCUCUGGCUGUCGGCAUCGAUUUCCAUGCUGAGAAUGACACCAUCUAUUGGGUGGACAUGGGCCUGAGCACCAUCAGCAGGGCCAAGAGAGAUCAAACAUGGAGAGAAGACGUGGUCACCAAUGGCAUCGGCAGAGUGGAGGGCAUUACUGUUGACUGGAUUGCAGGAAAUAUUUACUGGACUGACCAGGGCUUUGAUGUGAUUGAGGUGGCCAGGCUAAAUGGCUCCUUCCGCUAUGUGGUCAUCUCCCAGGGCCUGGACAAGCCCAGAGCCAUCACUGUCCACCCUGUCAAAGGGUAUCUGUUCUGGACAGAAUGGGGUCAGUACCCCCGUAUUGAACGGUCUCGACUGGACGGCUCUGAGAGGUUAGUCUUGGUCAAUGUGAGCAUCAGUUGGCCCAAUGGGAUCUCCAUCGACUACACGGAGGGGCUGUUGUAUUGGUGCGAUGCCAGAACAGACAAGAUUGAGCGCAUCAACCUAGAGACUGGAGAGAACCGAGAGUUGGUGCUUGCCAACAACAACAUGGAUAUGUUUGCAGUCUCUGUGUUUGAGGAUUACAUCUACUGGAGUGACAGGACUCAUGCAAAUGGCUCCAUUAAAAGAGGAAAUAAAGACAAUGCCACAGAUGCAGUCCAGCUCAGGACUGGCAUUGGUGUACAACUAAAAGAUAUUAAAGUCUUUAACCGGGCCAGGCAGCAAGGCACCAACGUCUGCAAAAACAGCAACGGUGGCUGUGAACAGCUUUGCCUUUUCCGAGGCAACGGGAAGCACACCUGCGCCUGCGCUCACGGCAUGUUGGCGGAGGACAACCGCAGUUGCCGCGACUACGAAGGCUACCUUCUCUACUCAGAACGCACCAUUUUAAAGAGCAUCCACUUGUCUGACGAGACAAACUUGAAUGCGCCGAUAAAGCCAUUUGAAGACCCCGACCAUAUGAAGAAUGUCAUUGCCUUGAGCUUUGACUACCAUGGGGGCGGAGGGAGGGGAGCCAACCGCAUCUUCUUUAGUGACAUCCACUUUGGCAACAUCCAGCAGAUCAACGAUGAUGGCACGGAUCGCAAGAUUGUGGUGGAUAAUGUCGGUUCAGUGGAGGGCCUGGCAUACCACCGCGGUUGGGAUACACUCUAUUGGACCAGUUACACAACGUCCACCAUCACCCGCCACACUGUGGACCAGAGCCGCUCUGUGGCCUAUAACCGCAACACUGUGGUCACCAUGUCUGGAGAGGACCACCCCAGAGCCUUUGUGCUGGACGAGUGUCAGGAUCUCAUGUUCUGGACAAACUGGAACGAGCAGGCUCCCAGUAUCAUGAGGGCUUCCUUGAAUGGGGCCAAUGUGCUCGCCAUCAUCGGCAGUGAUAUUAAAACUCCCAAUGGCUUGGCUAUAGAUCACCGUGCAGAGAAGCUCUACUUCUCUGAUGCCACCCUGGACAAGAUCGAACGCUGUGAAUACGAUGGAAGCAGCCGAUAUGUUUUGUUGAAGAAUGAGCCUGUGCAUCCGUUUGGCCUAGCUGUGUAUGGAGACUACAUCUUCUGGACAGACUGGGUGAGGAGGGCAGUCCUUAGAGCUGACAAGUACACAGGUGGAGACAUGAAAGUGCUGCGAGCUGACAUCCCGCAGCAGCCGAUGGGAAUCAUUGCUGUGGCCAAUGACACCAACAGCUGUGAGUUUUCUCCUUGCCGUACAAAUAACGGAGGCUGCCAAGACCUGUGUCUGCCCACAUCUGAUGGGAGGGUCAACUGCAGUUGCCGUGGAGACAGACAACUUCUGGAAGACAACACCUGCUCUUCACUGAACAUGUCAUGUGGGAGUGUGGAUGACUUUGAGUGUGGCAAUGGGGAUUGCAUCAACUAUAGCCUGACUUGUGACGGCAUGGCCCACUGCAAGGACAAGUCUGAUGAGAAGCAGUCCUACUGUGCCAAUCGAAUUUGUAAGAAAGGCUACAGACGCUGCAUGAACGGUCGCUGCAUUGGUCACCAGUUCUGGUGUGACGGUACAGAUGACUGCGGCGACCACUCGGAUGAAAUGCCCUGCAACAUGACUCUGUGCAAAGUAGGGGAGUUCCAGUGCAAAGAUGGCAGCUGUAUCUCCAACUUCAGCCGCUGUGACCAGGUGGUCAACUGCGAGGAUGCUAGCGAUGAAAUGAACUGCCAACCCACAGACUGCUCCCGUUUCUUCCGCUUGGGAGUGAAAGGCGCUUCCUUCCAGAGCUGUGAGAGAACCACUCUGUGUUACCUGUCCUCAUGGGUGUGUGAUGGAAACAACGACUGUGGCGACUUCUCUGAUGAGAGAAACUGUCCAGAUAAACGCAAGCUUAAAUGUCCAGUCAACUUUUUUGCUUGUCCCAGUGGUCGCUGUAUCCCGAUGAGUUGGACUUGCGAUAAGGAGAAUGACUGUGAGAAUGGAGCUGACGAAACACACUGUGGUCAGUCGGAUGUUCAUUUCUACUGCACUGCAAAGUCAUGGUCCCCAUUGUCUUUAAUAAGCAGAAACACUUUGUUUUCCUUUGCAGACAAAUUUUGUACAUCCACCCAGUUUGAAUGUGGGAACCACCGCUGCAUUUCCAGCCAUUGGGUGUGCGACGGUUCUGAUGACUGUGGUGACGGAUCAGAUGAGAAUGACAAAUGCAAAUCCAAAACCUGCAGUCCUGAGGCCUUCCAAUGUCCGGGCUCUCAUAUGUGUGUGCCGCAGCGCUGGAAGUGCGAUGGAGACAAGGACUGUCCUGAUGGAGCUGAUGAGAGUGUCAAGGCUGGUUGCUUGUACACGAACAACACUUGUGACGACAAUGAGUUCAUGUGCCAGAACAGGCAAUGCAUUCCCAAACACUUUGUUUGUGAUCAUGACAUUGACUGCGCUGAUGGCUCAGACGAGUCUCCAGAAUGUGAAUAUCCAAAUUGCGGUCCAGAUGAGUUCCGAUGCGCCAACGGCCGCUGCCUCAACCAGAAGAAAUGGGAGUGUGAUGGAGAGUUUGACUGUCAGGAUCGCUCUGAUGAAGCUCCCAAGAACCCACGAUGCACUGACACAGAGAGGUCGUGUAACGAGUCAGCGUUCACGUGCCGCAAUGGAAGGUGUUUGAAUGACACUCUGCUGUGUGACCGCAAUGACGACUGCGGCGACGGCUCAGAUGAACUCAACUGCUUCAUCAAUGAAUGCCUCAAUAGUAAACUGAGUGGCUGCUCUCAGCUCUGUGAUGACCUCAAGGUUGGCUACAAGUGCAGGUGCCAUCCUGGUUUCCAGCUGAAGCGGGAUGGGAAGACGUGCGUGGACGUGGACGAGUGUACCACCACCUACCCUUGUUCUCAACGCUGUAUCAACACGCACGGCAGCUUCCAUUGUCUCUGCGUGGAUGGCUUUGAAGUCAGCCCCAAUGACCCCACUAUCUGCAAAUCCACAUCAGAGGAGGAGCCCUACUUGAUCUUUGCUAAUCGAUACUACCUGCGAAAGCUCAACCUGGAUGGUUCUAACUACACUCUUAUAAAGCAGGGUCUGAACAACGCUGUGGCACUGGACUUCCACUAUGCAGAGCAGAUGAUCUACUGGACUGACGUCACCACCCAGGGCAGCAUGAUCCGACGCAUGCGAAUGAACGGCAGCAACAUGGAGGUGUUGCACCGCACCUCUCUGAGUAACCCAGAUGGUGUUGCUGUGGAUUGGGUCGGUGGCAACUUGUAUUGGUGUGACAAAGGCCGGGACACCAUCGAAGUCUCCAAACUUAAUGGAGCCUACCGGACUGUGCUGGUUAACAGCGGGCUGAGAGAACCUCGUGCUGUGGCCGUGGAUGUGCGCUACGGGUACCUCUACUGGUCUGACUGGGGUGACAACCCCCAUAUUGGAAGAAUUGGCAUGGACGGCACCAAUAGAAGUGUCCUAGUAGAAGAUAAGAUCACAUGGCCUAAUGGUCUGACCUUGGACUUCAUCAAUGACCGCAUAUACUGGGCAGAUGCCCGAGAGGAUUACAUUGAGUUUGCCAGUCUGGAUGGCACCAGCAGGCACACAGUCCUUGGCCAAGACAUCCCGCACAUCUUCGCCAUGACUCUCUUUGAGGAGUACAUCUACUGGACAGACUGGGAGACGAAGUCCAUUAACAGAGCUCACAAGACUCUUGGGACUAACAAGACCACCUUGAUCAGCACCUUGCAUCGGCCCAUGGACAUCCACAUUUACCACCCCUAUCGCCAACCUGAGGUGCGUAACCACCCGUGCCAGACAAACAAUGGCGGCUGCAGUAACCUCUGCCUCCUCUCUCCCGGAGGGGGCUACAAAUGUGCCUGCCCCACCAACUUCUAUCUGGCCAGUGACCAGCGCACUUGCAUGUCCAACUGCACAGCUAGCCAGUUUGUCUGCAAGAAUGAUAAGUGCAUUCCUUUCUGGUGGAAAUGCGACACAGAGGACGAUUGCGGUGAUCGCUCAGACGAGCCCGCAGAUUGUCCUGAGUUCAAGUGCAGACCGGGCCAGUUCCAGUGUGGUACAGGCAUUUGCACGAACCCUGCAUACAUAUGUGAUGGAGACAACGACUGUCAGGACAAUUCAGAUGAGGCCAACUGCGAUAUUCAUGUUUGCCUGCCCAGCCAGUUCAAAUGUUCCCACCCAAGUCGCUGCAUCCCAGGCAUCUUCCGCUGUAACGGCCAAGACAACUGUGGAGAGGGAGAGGAUGAGAAGGACUGCCCUGAGGUCACAUGUGCACCCACCCAGUUUCAGUGUGCUAUCACCAAACGCUGCAUCCCUCGUGUUUGGGUGUGUGACCGUGACAACGACUGUGUGGAUGGAUCAGAUGAACCCACCAACUGCACCCAGAUGACCUGCGGUGUGGAUGAGUUCCGUUGUAAAGACUCCGGACGCUGCAUCCCGGCCCGCUGGAAGUGCGACGGGGAAGACGACUGUGGCGAUGCGUCUGACGAACCAAAGGAGGAGUGCGCUGAGAGGACGUGUGAGCCGUACCAGUUCAGGUGCAAAAACAACCGCUGUGUGCCGGGCCGCUGGCAGUGCGACUACGACAACGACUGUGGCGACAACUCGGAUGAAGACAAGUGUGUGCCUCGGCAGUGUUCCGAAAGCGAGUUUGCCUGCACAAAUGGCCGCUGCAUCGCUGGGAGGUGGAAGUGCGACGGAGAUCACGACUGCGCUGAUGGUUCUGACGAGCAUGGAUGUGCUCUCAAGUGUGACAACGACCAGUUCCAGUGUAAGAACGGACACUGCAUUCCUAUCCGCUGGAGGUGUGAUGCUGACCCGGACUGCAUGGAUGGUAGUGAUGAGGAGAACUGCCACACUGCUGCUGGUCGUCACUGUCCUGCGGAUGAGUUUCAGUGUAACAACACUUUGUGUAAACCUCUCGCCUGGAAGUGUGACGGAGAGGAUGACUGUGGGGACAACUCUGAUGAGAAUCCGGAAGAGUGCAGGAAGUUCCAGUGUCCUCCCACCAGAGCAUUUCGUUGCCAGAAUGACCGCGUAUGUCUGCAAGUGUCCAAGAGAUGUGAUGGCAUCAAUCACUGCGGCGACAAAUCGGAUGAACUGAAUUGUCAGGCCCGUGCAGCUGUUCCUACUUGUGAGAAAGACCAGUUCUUGUGUGCUAACGGAAAAUGCAUCAGUGCCACUUUACGUUGUAACGUCUUUAAUGACUGCGAGGACUAUGGGUCUGACGAGAUCAACUGCAAGACAGAAACCAAACUAAAUGACUGCAGGAGUAACAGGACACACUGUGGUGAUGGCGAUGAGGCCCACUGUGUCACCAAUGGCACAGACGCAUUCUGCUCUUGUAAACCCGGCUUCCACAAAACAGGACAUCGCACAUGUGGAGACAAGAAUGAGUGUCUACAGUUCGGCGCAUGCUCCCACAUCUGCAACAACACGAAGGGCUCGUACAAAUGCAGCUGCCAUAAGUACUUCACAAGGAUCAAUGACACCUGCAAAGCUGACAACAUGAACAGCAGUCAGCAGGUUCUCUAUAUAGCCGAUGACAACGAAAUCCGCAGCCUGGAUCCUGGCAUGCCCAACUGGCGCUAUGAACAAACCUUCCAGGGAGAUGCUAGUGUGCGGAUUGAUGCGAUGGACCUACACGUUAAGACCAACCGCAUCUUCUGGACCAACUGGCACACAGGCCGUAUCUCCUCUUAUGAACUUCCUGGACAGUCUACAUUGUCGUCAUCAUCCAAUUCCCACCGUAACCGAAGGCAAAGCGCAGGCAGGAUCACCAACCUGCAGAUUAAAGAGCUGAAGAUGCCGCGAGGUAUAGCCGUGGACUGGGUUGCUGGUAAUCUGUAUUGGACUGACUCUGGUCGAGAUGUAAUUGAAGUGGCUCAGAUGUCAGGUCAGCACUGCAAGACCCUCAUCUCUGGCAUGAUAGACGAGCCUUACGCUAUUGUAGUGGAUCCACAGAGAGGCACUAUGUACUGGGCAGACUGGGGGAACCAUCCCAAAAUUGAGACAGCUGCCAUGGAUGGAACGCUGAGGCAGACUCUUGUCCAUGAGAACAUUCAGUGGCCAACAGGUUUGGCAGUGGACUACUUCAACGAGCGACUUUACUGGGCAGAUGCAAAGCUGUCAGUCAUAGGAAGUGUUCGACUGGAUGGUUCAGAUCCUGUCAUUGCUGUCUCUGGCCUCAAAAACAAUCUGGCCCAUCCAUUUAGCAUUGAUAUUUUUGAGGAUUACAUAUAUGGAGUCACGUUAGUCAAUAACGUUGUUUUCCGGGUCAGCAAGUUUGGAAAAAGCACCACGGAGACUCUCACCACAGGCAUCAACCACGCUACUGACAUUGUCCUGUACCACCGAUACAAGCAGCCAGAAAUGACUAAUCCAUGUGACAGGAAGAAAUGUGAGUGGCUCUGUCUGCUCAGCCCCAGUGGACCAGUGUGCACUUGCCCUAACAAGUACGUAGCUGACAAUGGCACCUGUGUGGAGAGGUCAAGCCCGACCCAGUCGCCAUUCUCUCCCCCGUCAGGCACCUGUGAUAUUCAGUGUCAGAAUGGAGGGAGCUGCUUCCUGAAUGCCCGUCAGGUGGCCAAGUGUCGCUGCCAGCCCAGCUACACCGGAGAAAGAUGUGAGAUCAACCAGUGUAGGGAUUACUGCAAGAACGGCGGCACCUGCACUGCAUCUCAUACAGGUGCUCCAACGUGCAGAUGCCCCAAAGGCUUCACAGGGCCCAACUGCAACCGUCACACUUGUCAGGACUACUGCCAGAAUGGAGGCAACUGCUCAGUCAACUCUGGUAACCAACCAACGUGCAGCUGCCCAACAGAGUACCAGGGAGACCAGUGCCAGUACAGUAAAUGUGAAGGCUUCUGUCAGAAUAGUGGAAUGUGCUUACAAACCUCAAACGGCACCAAACUGUGUCAGUGCUCCAGCCAAUAUAUUGGACACCAGUGUGAGCUGAACAAGUGUCUGUUCUGUGGCACUGGCCGGUGUUUGACGUCAUCCUCGGGGGAGGUGUCCUGCAGCUGUCCCAACGGUCAGACCCAGCCCAGCUGCUAUACCUGCUUGAACUACUGCACAAAUGGACAAUGUACAGUUGACACUCGCACACUGUUGCCUCAGUGCAAGUGUCCUGUAGGAUGGAGGGGCUACAGGUGUGAAAUUGAAGCUUCUUCUGUGGAUUCCUCCACCUCCAGUGGAAGCACAGUCUCCAUCGUGGUCCCAGUGCUUCUUCUGCUCGUUUUGGCACUGCUGGUGGUUGCCGCCAUCUUGUGGUACAAGCGCAGAAUGCGAGGAUCUCUAUGGCCGGGCAAAUCUCGUUCUCAGUGCUGGCGGGCCAAGGGCUUCCAGCAUCACCGCAUGACUAAUGGUGCCAUGAAUGUUGAGAUUGGCAACCCCGCCUACAAAAUCUAUGAGGGAGACCCUGAUGAUGAUGCUGGGGAGCUCCUGGAUUCGGACUUUGCUUUGGACCCAGAGAAGCCCACCAACUUCACCAACCCCGUGUACGCCAGCCUGUACAUGGGCGCCCACAACAGCAACAACUCUCUGGCCAGCACAGAUGAAAAGAAGGAGCUCCUCUCCCAGGGCGAUGAGAGCAUGAGCGACCCCCUGGCGUAGAGGCCUCGCAUCCCCCCCACCCCCUGCCUGAACUGUGCCAGCAUCGCCCUGCCCGACCAGUGCUGAGCCAACAAGCUCUCUCAUCUUUAUGCCUUUACCACCUGAAAAGAAAAGCAACACAGAAAAACACACAAAAAAAAUCUGGAACACUGUAAAAAUGUAUAAAAUGAAGGACUACUUUUCUAAGUGAUUGCAGUAUUACGUUUUGUUCUCUGACGACAAGAAAAAAGAUCAUCGGGUGAUGAAAACGAAAGCAUUUUAUAGACAUUUACUCAUUCAUUUUAAAAUGUUGCUCACCUCCCAGCAGUUCUCCCUCCUCUCUUUCUCACUCAUAUAGCCUCUACCUCUGUGCAAAUGUAAAAGAUAGAGAUAGAAAUUGCAGUGGAACAAUUUUAUUUAAUUUUUUUUUAUUUUUGUAUGACUUGUAAAGUUGGGAAAGGUAGGAAUAUUCUUCCAUCCUAGAAGACAUUGCCAAUUUAGUUCUUGUGCGGUGGAUGAGGUCUUGUUUGCUGCUGGAGGUCCAACUCGGAACAGAUGAGAUGUUUUUUGUUUUUUUUCUCCUGCACACAACAUGAACAUGUGGAGGGCGUAGCAUUGUCCUGCUACAUUCAAGUGAUUGUCUUUCACCUCCUUGCACAGACUAAAGUUAUAUAUAUUUGCAUAUAGAUGAUACAGUACACACACACACACACACAUACAUAUAUAUAAAGAUAUAUAAACAAAGUGUCUUGAAAGUAUACCCAGGAACAUCAGUAACAAAUAGCAGUCUGUACUUUUUAACAGUUUUUAAGUGUGUGAGUGCUGGAUGAUGAUGAUGAUGAUGAUGAUUGUAACAAAGUCCACAUUCCAGGAUGAAAUGUCUGGGAUGGACACUGUGGCCUUGGUUUACUGCAGGACACGCUUGGAAAGAAGGCAGAUUACAGUAUGUUGGGACGGUUCUUUGCUCGAGUGACGACAAGCUUGUGAGAAAUAAUUAGCCGAAAAUUGUUGCAUUGAGUUUUUUUGGUUCCUUCUCUUUUGACCGCAACUGUACUUUGAGGAAAGGCCGGGGUGAUCAUUGAAUGGUACUUCCAUGGGAGAACAUCUUUUCUCUCUUUUUGUUUUUUGAAUUAUGUGUAAUUACGUGGACAUGCAAUUUAGGUUAAUGCUCACAGUUAAGUGCAUUCCCAAGAUGGAGACUGAUCAGCUUCCUGAUAAGCAUUCCUUUGUUAAAUCCUUUGCUAUGCUGCUAAUGCUAACCAUCUGUUUGUUUUAAGAAUGUUCUUCUCGCUGUGUCGCACUGUUGGCCGCACAGCUUUAACGGUCGUGGGCCCUAAUCUGCCAUAUAACUCUGCAUGGUGCUCACACAUACACACAAACACACACACAUUCUCAGUCAUUCUAGAGGAAUAGUUGUUUUAGCCCUCAGCUUUUAACAGUUUUUUUUUAAGCAUCUGAUCAUGUAAAUUAAAACAAUCAUCUUACAGUUGGAGACAUGUAUUGGCAAAAACCCACAUGGAUACAUGUGGUUCUGAUUGUUUUUAUGAUUCUAUUUCUUUUUGAUAUAAGAAAUUAAAUUGAUUUUUAUAGUAGAAAUGUACAGUGGCUCAUGUCUGUCAUUUAGAGAGGCAAAAGGGGACAAGGGUGACAUUUCUUGCUGGAAAACACCAGAAUUUGACCAUUAAAAAAAUAAAAUAUGAACAUGGAGAAAAUG